AUGGAAGAGCUCGAGAACUUCAAGAGAGACAUGUCGUCGUUUCUUCACGUGGAGAAGAGCUCUCUUGGAAAGCUGCUCUCAAGCCUCGACAACGACAACCUGAAAGAAGAGCUCGAAGAGGUCUACAAGGCUAGAUCACAGCAACUGGGUGGUAAAGGAAAGCAUCAAGACUUGCAGGAGAGCACGGCAGCCAAGAGUAUUACAGCAAAGCGGAACUGGAGGCAAGAUGUAUCGCGUAUGGCGCACAACGCUGCAGAUGCAGAAAGCUUGAAGGAAACAUUACCCUCCAACAGAAGGAGAAGACAGAAACAAGGCGGGAAGCGAUUGAGAAGAAGUGUAGAUAUUACAAAGCUUGAGCGAGAAACGCAACAUCUACGACAAGAGCUGAAGAGCUUGACGCAUAGAAAGGGGAAACCUGUUCAUCACAGAUCAAAUAAUCACUCGUUUGAUUCCAAUGGCAGCAUACAGAAAUUUGCAAGCGGAAGUGGAGCAGAAUCAGGUCACAAAGACCAGUUGAUCCUGGAGUCUGAUUCUUCCGUGUCCGAAGAGAACUCGUUUGAAAGCAUCAGGACAGGUGAAGAGGUUGAUGCAGGUGAGAGGCCAGGCCCCGGCGAACACGUCCAAGAAUCUCUGUGCGAGGAGGUGGAGGAGGCGGCAGACGUCGUUGAGGAUGGAGAGGCGAUCGCUGAUGAGACUGACAAGCACAAGGACGAGGGGCUUAUAGCAGACGGUGUAGAUCACAGCAGCAGCACGCUCGAGCAUCAAACUGCAUCUGACAGUCCUGCCGCUUCACAGGAGCAACCGAGCAGUGAGAGAGAAGCAUCGGAAGAGAGCCUAAAGCUGUUCCAAUCAACGUCUCUCAGUGUGUUGAACAGGUACUGGCAGCUCUCCAAGGGUCAAGACAUCCUGCUUGAAUGUUUGAACCAGGAAGAGUCGGAUGUUAGAGAUGCUAUCCAUCUCUACGAAAACAAAGUCAAAGCUUAUAAGGAGCGACAGGCAAAGCAAGCAGCCAAAAUGGAAGAGCGGGACAAGAAAGAGGCGUUGAAGGCUUUCAAAGAUUCAGACAAGCAGAGCAAGCUGAAGAAGAUUGCCCUCGCUAACACGAUGAGGCACUACAACAGCUUGCAAGGGAUAGUAGCCAAGGCAGCCAACGCUCGACAGCUGUACCAGACCUUCAACGAGACAGUCAAGUGGAAAGAUGAUCUCAGCCCCGAAGAAGAAAUCGAGCUUUCAAACCUUCGGAUGCAAAUGCACAUCUCAGAGCAAAAGCUGGAGAAAGAAAGGGCGCAAUAUGAAAAGCAUGUCUUCGAGUCCUUCGUACAGGCUGCUCGCAAUGAGCAAGAGAAAUUGAGGUUGCAUACAAAUAUUCUCUUCAUGAGCGAGAAAAAUAUUCAAAUCCAAAAGGCUUUGCAGGUUCCACAUGUAUAUGCAUAUGACUACAAGAACACAGAUUUGAACACUAUUCUGUUGCAAAAUCGUCUGUUCUGUUUGAUUUUCAACCGAGCUUGCGCAUUUCAGUCUGAACGGAUGCUGGUCGUGAUGUACAAAUUUUAUUUGAAGAUGAAGCAGCGAGCGCUGGAGAUGAAGCAGGAGACCGCAACUUUCUUCAUCAAGCCCAACUCCAACUAUCGCGGGCAAUGGCUGGGGUCGCAAGCGCAUGGCUUGGGGGUGGAAUCGUCGCCCAGAGGAUGUUGCUAUGAAGGUCAGUACUACCAUGACCUGCGGCACGGGCUGGGAUCCUUCAUGAGUAAGUCGACCAUCUACGAGGGCAUGUGGUGGAGGGGAAAGAGACACGGCUCCGGCAUAGAGGGCAGGCUCGUCAAGCAGGAGGAGGACACCUGUGUCUUGCCCGUCGCCUUCGUGCAGUAUGAGAACGGGCAUCGAGUGGGGAUCAGCCGGUUCAACAUGCGCGUGGAGAUGCAUUCUUACCUGCUGGAGAUGGUGCGACGCGUUCGAUUCAACGCACAAGACGUGGCGAGCAAGGCAGAGGAGAAUCAGAUCCUUGAGGAGAUCGUGAGUGAAUCGAAUCCCACCACUCCAGUCUCCUCGGAGCCCUCGCACAAACAUCUCUUAAACCUUGUCGACGAGAGUCGGUCAGAGGAGAAUGCGAGGAACAAGGAUGGGCAUCCGCGUGGAAGAGGAGACAAGAAGGCGACGCAGGCUGAAGUCUACAAGAGGCUGCUCGACUCCAAACAAGACUUUGCCGCCAUGUACAGCCAGAUCGGAGACUCGAUCAAGACUCUGAACCAAUCCACCGCGGUCGGGAUGAAGACCAUUGAGAAGCUCGUGGAAGAGAAGGGGCUCAAGACAGGAAAGCUCUACGGGCUAACAGAAGAAGAAGCAGCUCUGCAAGGCUCUCACGCCCCCAAGUCCCCCUCCCAGGAGAUGAUCACCAACGUGCUGCAGUCAGAGCAAGUCCCCCCAGUCCUGAUCGAGCGCAUCGUCGACUUGUACUUCAAGCUGCAUCUCGACGGCAAGAGGCUCAACGAGGCCGACGGGGAGGAGCAGCGACGCAGGCAGGAGGUGUUGGAUCUCACCCACGGCUCCACCUGGCACGUGUACAACCCCGACAACGAAACCUUCAAGAUCCGCAAAGUUCUUCUGUCAGACGGGGGCGAGCUGGGGAGUGCAGUGAAGAGGAAGAAAGGCUCUCGGGUCGGCCUGUUCCCCACGAUUAACCUCGCGGGUAACGGAGCACCUCUGAUCAAUGUGGAACGACCAAAAGCCAUGAACGUAGGGAGGUUCCACCAGCAAGCGAAUGAAAACUUUGCUGGCGGUAAAGAGAUGAAGUCCUUGUUGGUCCCAUCGGAGCUGACCUUCGAGCAAGCUAUCCUUCAGUUCAACAAGAAGAACCACCGAUACAUCAUCGUGCAACCGGGCAACUACAGGCUGCGGGAGACCAUCGUGAUUGACAAGGAGAUUCACAUUGUGGGGGAGGACGGAGUGAAGAUCCACGGGAGGUUUGUGGUCAAGUCAAGUUACCCGUGCUCCUUCAGGAACCUCAUCUUCACCUACCAGGCCAACCCCAACUCCAAGGAGUUCCAGAAGCUGAUGCACGUGAUCCAGGGUGAAGUGACGGUGGACGAGUGCGCGCUGCUGUGCUCCAGGGGCUACAGUCUGUGGAUAGAGGGGAGGUCUGUGGUGGAAUGCAACAGGAGCAUCAUGGCGGGAUCGGACGACUGCCUGGUAGAGGCGCUGGCUGCGUGCGUCAUGAUGGAGUACUCGCGCGGGAACUUUCAUUCCUGCUGGUUCCAGAACUGCGAGGAGAGCUGCCUCUUCCUUGACCAUGACGCUCAGUGCCGCCUGCUCCACAGCAAGUUGCACAGCUCGGACAUCGGCAUCAUCUUGAACAACCGCAGCUCGGCAGUCCUCAACGACUGUGUUCUCAAGUUGUUCCGGAGGGGCGUGUUCGGUGAAUUGGCGGCCCGAGGAGGCUCGAAGAAGACUGAGCUUCUCCUGCGCAAGUGUGACAUCCAUGGAACCUUGUGGGGGUUGGGGACGAAACCCCAGAGGUUUAUGACGAGUGACUGCAAAAUGGUGGAGGGCAAAUGA
Molecule: messenger RNA, 3552 nt
Organism: Guillardia theta CCMP2712
Lineage: Eukaryota; Cryptophyceae; Pyrenomonadales; Geminigeraceae
Exons: 2
Coding region: 1-3552 (1183 amino acids)
Source: RefSeq, a predicted model, not a curated record